GUCCAUCUUGUUACCCACGUCUAUAGUAUAGUUCUUUUGGUAUAUCUUUUCAGUUUUGCUAUUGUCUUCACUUAGUAUAGUAAGGAAAUUAUGGCUCAAAUUUGUAAGCUUGAGCUUCAAACAGAGAUCAAAUCUUCUCCCGAUAGGUUAUUUGACAUAUACAAGAACAAGACCUACCUCAUGCCCAAAAUCAGCCCUGACCAAUUUCGAAGUAUAGAAGUGCUUGAAGGAGACGGAAAGAGUGUUGGCUCCGUCAGGCUCUGGACUUACGUAAUGGGCAGUCAAGUGACUGCGAAGGACAAGAUUGAUGCUGUGGAUGAUGAGAACAAGUCUAUCACAUUCAAUAUAAUCGGUGGAGAGAUUACAAAGUACUUCAAGAGUUUCAAGGCCACCCUUGAGGCUGGUACUUCAGUGUUAAAUACAAAUCUGAUAAAAUGGAGUCUUGAAUAUGAGAAGGCAAAUGAAGACGUUCCUACUCCAAACUCUCAUCUUGACUUCCUUGUGAAUGGCUCCAGAGUGGUGGAUGCUUAUCUUCUCAAAUCAUAGAAAUCAAGAAGACCAUGGUCAGUUGUAACAUGUACUAGUUAUAUUAUAUAUGCAAUAAAAACAAGAGUUGUUCUUGUUCUUCUAUAAGGACACCUAGCUACCAUAUGUCCUUAGUUUGGUAGAUCAUUUAAUCUUAUGUAAUAAAAGCAAGAGCGGUUCUUGUUCUUAUUCUAGGACACAAGAAACACUUCUUUACUCCUUUAAUAUUUCGUUAUUUGUGUUAUCAACUAAUUAUAUUAAUGUAUCAUGUCAUAUAAAUAAAAGUACUUUUAUUUUAGUAGAUUCUA
Molecule: messenger RNA, 833 nt
Organism: Cornus florida
Lineage: Eukaryota; Viridiplantae; Streptophyta; Magnoliopsida; Cornales; Cornaceae
Product: MLP-like protein 423
Exons: 2
Coding region: 91-546 (151 amino acids)
Biological process (GO): defense response
Source: RefSeq, a predicted model, not a curated record